GUGUGCACGGAAGUAAACCCUCCUGCUGCCUCCAAGUGAACGCACAGAUGGUGAGAGGACGCUGGGCUGGUGGAUAGAGGAGGACACACACAGCUCCACACACCGCAGUGUCAUCUCUGCCGGAGCUAUGGACGCGCUGCAGGCGGAGCAGGCUGGAGAAAACCCGGAGGACAAGUACCGCGCUCUGGCCUAUGACACGGCUCUGAGCACCCUGGUGGCGGUGGCCGUGUACGUGGUGGUGAAAGUGAGCCUGGACGGAAUCAGACAGUGGCGGACCCGGAUCUCGGUGCUCGUCGUGGGUUCGGGACCCGUGGGGCUGACGGCCGCGCUGGUCGCUGUCCGCUCCGGGAAGGUGCUGAAACUGACCGUGCUGGAUGAGCGGUACCGGAGCGCGCUGCUGUGCCGACCCCAGCAGAUCGCGCUGGAUCCCCGGAGCGUGAAGUUCCUGCUGGGACUCGGGGUGGACUUUGACAACAUGGAGGGCUGCUGGCACGACGAGCACUUCUUCACCAGGAUCGGCGUGUUUCAGGAGCACCUGCUGAGCCUCCUGGAGCAGAAGAAACAGAAAGUGGAGGUCAAGGUGCAGCUGGGAACCAAGUUCACUGAGGAAUACCUGCGCCGCAUCACUCAGACUGACUGGCCGAGUGUGAUCGUGGUGGCUGAUGGGUCGUGCGGUGACUCGUGUUCGGUGCUGGGCAUCAGCUCUGACUACACUGUGGAUUCCUGCCAUGCCUAUGGAGCUAAUGCAGCAAUAGAGAGACUAGACCAAAGACAGGUACCCACUCCAGAGAUCCGUGCCCACAGUCUCUACUUCGACCUGUCAGCCUACGGCGUGGAGGCCCUCCGAGAGCACCGAAACCCAACCACCAAACCCGGCUUUCACCUGAAGAUCUACGGCACCUUCAGAAACCGCUACAUGGCCCUUGUCUGCCCCACAUCUGACACCAAGAUGGUUCGAUUCCUCAGGCACACGGCCAACUCUUCUUCGAUGGCAUUGUUCAUUUACCAAACAGCCACCGCCGUGGACCAGAAAGAUAUUCUCGAAGCGCUGUCAGUGAAGAUGCAGCACUCCAGACAAGUGGCUGAGACCUUCAGGCAGACCGGCCUGGCUGAAUCAAUGUAUGAAUGA
Molecule: messenger RNA, 1129 nt
Organism: Paralichthys olivaceus (Japanese flounder)
Lineage: Eukaryota; Metazoa; Chordata; Actinopteri; Pleuronectiformes; Paralichthyidae
Source: RefSeq, a predicted model, not a curated record